AUGGAAGGCUUACUUGCUGUGACUAUUACACAGGACACAGUCACAAGUGGAACCAUCAAUCUUUCUGUUGGAAGUAUAACCGUUAGUUCUGGCGCAUACUGGUCAAUCAUAAACAAUGCUGUUUCAGCAUUCGUAGGUGACUUGACCGUACAAAGCAAUGCCGGGUUCUAUAUCUCAACCACAAACCCAUUGAUUGGUUUGCAAGUCACCUUGCUAGGUGUCUUGAACUCAAUUCAAAACAACGGUGUUAUUUCAUUCAACUCCCUCAAGACAUUGAUUGCACCAAACUACAACUUGGUUGGUCUUUCCUUUCUCAACAAUGGUCAGAUGUACCUUGCAGCCGAUGGAACUAACCCACCGGUCAUGGCCUUAACAGCCGCAUCAUGGACAAACAAUGGAUUACUUGUAUUCUACCAAAACCAACGUUCAGAGUCUUUAAUCAAUUUGGGAACUACCUUAGGCUCAAUCACAAAUGCCGGCUCCAUCUGUCUCUACAGCAGUGUUUACCAACAAUUGACUAGCAUCACAGGCUCAGGAUGUCGAUUAUGUUUUUACUUUACUAACGAGAUAUACAGUAUUCAAGCAAAUGGAGACUCGACCAUCUACCUCUCCAAUGCGUUGCUAUCUGUUGCAACUACUCAAACUUUAUACUUAAGAGACUCCCAGAGUUCAAUAGUGGUUCAAGCAUUGAGUGCACCCGCUACAUAUACAAUUGCAGGAUUCGGUAAUGGUAACAAAAUUGGGUUGACUAUUCCGCUUUCUUUGACCAACAAAAUUUUGGGCACCACUCCAUACUCCUAUAACGCAAACACCGGUAUAUUGACAUUAACUGGUGGACUUACAGGACUCUUAUCACAAAAAUUUCUAAUUGGAAAAGGAUACGAUGCCACUUCCUUUGAAGUUGUUACAGAUGCCGGAGCCGGCUUACCAUCAACCUUAUUAGGGUCAUUACGAUACAAUAAAGCGGUCCCGGCAAAUGCAAUUCCAUCUGUUUGUCUGUGUCAGGUUCCACCAGCAGCUCCAGGAACGGACCUGACCUCAAGCACUCAACCACCAUCAUCGUCAACGCAACCACCAUCAUCUUCUACUAAACCACCAUCAUCAUCAACCCAACCACCAUCAUCAUCUACGCAACCACCAUCAUCAUCUACGCAACCACCAUCAUCAUCAACCCAACCACCAUCAUCAUCAACCCAACCACCAUCAUCAUCAACCCAACCACCAUCAUCAUCAACCCAACCUCCACCAUCAUCAUCAACCCAACCACCAUCAUCAUCUACCCAACCACCAUCAUCGUCAACGCAACCUCCAUCAUCAUCAUCAACCCAACCACCAUCAUCAUCUACCCAACCACCAUCAUCAUCUACCCAACCACCAUCAUCAUCUACCCAACCACCAUCAUCAUCUACCCAACCACCAUCAUCAUCAACCCAACCACCAUCAUCAUCUACCGAUUCUUCAGCAUUAACUACUGAGUACACUACUACCUGGACCACUACCAAUGCAGAUGGUUCAGUUGAGACCGACUCUGGUAUCGUCUCUGUUUCCGGUACUUCAUCCACCACAGUGACUACGUUUGCUCCUGAAUCUUCUACGGACACCGACAGUGAAUCAUCUACCGAUUCUUCAGCAUUCACUACUGAGUACACUACCACCUGGACCACUACCAAUGCAGAUGGUUCAGUUGAGACUGACUCUGGUGUUGUAUCAGUUUCUGGUACUUCAUCCACCACAGUGACUACGUUUGCUCCUGAAUCUUCUACGGACACCGACAGUGAAUCAUCUACCGAUUCUUCAGCAUUCACUACUGAGUACACUACCACCUGGACCACCACCAAUGCCGACGGUUCAGUUGAGACCGACUCUGGUAUCGUCUCUGUUUCCGGUACUUCAUCCACCACAGUGACUACGUUUGCUCCUGAGUCGCAGACUGAUACUGAUAGUGAAUCAUCUACCGAUUCUUCAGCAUUCACUACUGAGUACACUACUACCUGGACCACUACCAAUGCAGAUGGUUCAGUUGAGACCGACUCUGGUGUUGUCUCUGUUUCCGGUACUUCAUCCACCACAGUGACUACGUUUGCUCCUGAAUCUUCUACGGACACCGACAGUGAAUCAUCUACCGAUUCUUCAGCAUUCACUACUGAGUACACUACCACCUGGACCACCACCAAUGCCGACGGUUCAGUUGAGACCGACUCUGGUAUCGUCUCUGUUUCUGGUACUUCAUCCACCACAGUGACUACGUUUGCUCCUGAAUCUUCUACGGACACUGAUAGUGAAUCAUCUACCGAUUCUUCAGCAUUCACUACUGAGUACACUACCACCUGGACCACUACCAAUGCAGAUGGUUCAGUUGAGACCGACUCUGGUAUCGUCUCUGUUUCCGGUACUUCAUCCACCACAGUGACUACGUUUGCUCCUGAGUCGCAGACUGAUACUGAUAGUGAAUCAUCUACCGAUUCUUCAGCAUUCACUACUGAGUACACUACUACCUGGACCACUACCAAUGCAGAUGGUUCAGUUGAGACCGACUCUGGUGUUGUCUCUGUUUCCGGUACUUCAUCCACCACAGUGACUACGUUUGCUCCUGAAUCUUCUACGGACACCGACAGUGAAUCAUCUACCGAUUCUUCAGCAUUCACUACUGAGUAUACUACCACCUGGACCACUACCAAUGCAGAUGGUUCAGUUGAGACUGACUCUGGUAUUGUAUCUGUUUCCGGUACUUCAUCCACCACAGUGACUACGUUUGCUCCUGAGUCGCAGACUGAUACUGAUAGUGAAUCAUCUACCGAUUCUUCAGCAUUCACUACUGAGUACACUACCACCUGGACCACUACCAAUGCAGAUGGUUCAGUUGAGACUGACUCUGGUAUUGUAUUUGUUUCCGGUACUUCAUCCACCACAGUGACUACGUUUGCUCCUGAGUCGCAGACUGAUACCGAUAGUGAAUCAUCUACCGAUUCUUCAGCAUUCACUACUGAGUACACUACCACCUGGACCACUACCAAUGCAGAUGGUUCAGUUGAGACCGACUCUGGUGUUGUCUCUGUUUCCGGUACUUCAUCCACCACAGUGACUACGUUUGCUCCUGAAUCUUCUACGGACACUGAUAGUGAAUCAUCUACCGAUUCUUCAGCAUUCACUACUGAGUACACUACCACCUGGACCACUACCAAUGCAGAUGGUUCAGUUGAGACUGACUCUGGUAUUGUAUCUGUUUCCGGGACUUCAUCCACCACAGUGACUACGUUUGCUCCUGAGUCGCAGACUGAUACCGAUAGUGAAUCAUCUACCGAUUCUUCAGCAUUCACUACUGAGUACACUACCACCUGGACCACUACCAAUGCAGAUGGUUCAGUUGAGACCGACUCUGGUAUCGUCUCUGUUUCCGGUACUUCAUCCACCACAGUGACUACGUUUGCUCCUGAGUCGCAGACUGAUACUGAUAGUGAAUCAUCUACCGAUUCUUCAGCAUUCACUACUGAGUACACUACCACCUGGACCACUACCAAUGCAGAUGGUUCAGUUGAGACCGACUCUGGUGUUGUCUCUGUUUCCGGUACUUCAUCCACCACAGUGACUACGUUUGCUCCUGAGUCGCAGACUGAUACCGAUAGUGAAUCAUCUACCGAUUCUCCAGCAUUCACUACUGAGUACACUACCACCUGGAUCACUACCAAUGCAGAUGGUUCAGUUGAGACCGACUCUGGUGUUGUCUCUGUUUCCGGUACUUCAUCCACCACAGUGACUACGUUUGCUCCUGAAUCUUCUACGGACACCGACAGUGAAUCAUCUACCGAUUCUUCAGCAUUCACUACUGAGUAUACUACCACCUGGACCACUACCAAUGCAGAUGGUUCAGUUGAGACCGACUCUGGUAUCGUCUCUGUUUCCGGUACUUCAUCCACCACAGUGACUACGUUUGCUCCUGAGUCGCAGACUGAUACUGAUAGUGAAUCAUCUACCGAUUCUUCAGCAUUCACUACUGAGUACACUACUACCUGGACCACUACCAAUGCAGAUGGUUCAGUUGAGACCGACUCUGGUAUCGUCUCUGUUUCCGGUACUUCAUCCACCACAGUGACUACGUUUGCUCCUGAAUCUUCUACGGACACCGACAGUGAAUCAUCUACCGAUUCUUCAGCAUUCACUACUGAGUACACUACCACCUGGACCACUACCAAUGCCGACGGUUCAGUUGAGACCGACUCUGGUAUCGUCUCUGUUUCCGGUACUUCAUCCACCACAGUGACUACAUUUGCUCCUGAAUCUUCUACGGACACUGAUAGUGAAUCAUCUACCGAUUCUUCAGCAUUCACUACUGAGUACACUACUACCUGGACCACUACCAAUGCAGAUGGUUCAGUUGAGACUGACUCUGGUGUUGUAUCUGUUUCCGGUACUUCAUCCACCACAGUGACUACGUUUGCUCCUGAAUCUUCUACGGACACCGACAGUGAAUCAUCUACCGAUUCUUCAGCAUUCACUACUGAGUACACUACCACCUGGACCACUACCAAUGCCGACGGUUCAGUUGAGACCGACUCUGGUAUCGUCUCUGUUUCCGGUACUUCAUCCACCACAGCGACUACAUUUGCUCCUGAAUCUUCUACGGACACUGAUAGUGAAUCAUCUACCGAUUCUUCAGCAUUCACUACUGAGUACACUACUACCUGGACCACUACCAAUGCAGAUGGUUCAGUUGAGACCGACUCUGGUGUUGUCUCUGUUUCCGGUACUUCAUCCACCACAGUGACUACGUUUGCUCCUGAAUCUUCUACGGACACCGACAGUGAAUCAUCUACCGAUUCUUCAGCAUUCACUACUGAGUACACUACCACCUGGACCACCACCAAUGCCGACGGUUCAGUUGAGACCGACUCUGGUAUCGUCUCUGUUUCCGGUACUUCAUCCACCACAGUGACUACGUUUGCUCCUGAAUCUUCUACGGACACCGACAGUGAAUCAUCUACCUAUUCUCCAGCAUUCACUACUGAGUACACUACUACCUGGACCACUACCAAUGCAGAUGGUUCAGUUGAGACUGUCUCUGGUAUCGUCUCUGUUUCCGGUACUUCAUCCACCACAGUGACUACAUUCCCACACCUGCAAGAUGCGGAAACAUCCGAGUACACUACUACCUGGACCACCACUAAUGCAGAUGGCUCGGUUGAGACUGACUCUGGUGUUGUAUCAAUAUCUGGUACCUCGUCAACUACCAUCACUACAUUCCCACACCUGCAAGAUGCAGAAGCAUCCGAGUACACUACUACCUGGACCACCACCAAUGCAGAUGGCUCAGUUGAGACUGACUCUGGUAUUGUGUCUGUUUCUGGUACCUCGUCAACUACCAUCACUACAUUCCCACACCUGCAAGAUGCAGAAGCUUCCGAGUACACUACUACCUGGACCACCACCAAUGCAGAUGGCUCAGUUGAGACUAACUCUGGUAUUGUAUCAGUAUCUGGUACCUCGUCAACUACCAUCACUACAUUCCCACACCUGCAAGAUGCUGGCGCUUCCGAAUACACUACUACCUGGACCACCACCAAUGCAGAUGGCUCAGUUGAGACUGACUCUGGUGUUGUAUCAGUUUCUGGUACUUCGUCAACUACCAUUACUACAUUCCCACACCUGCAAGAUGUUGGCGCUUCCGAAUACACUACUACCUGGACCACCACCAAUGCAGAUGGCUCAGUUGAGACUAACUCUGGUAUUGUAUCAGUAUCUGGUACCUCGUCAACUACCAUCACUACAUUCCCACACCUGCAAGAUGCUGGCGCUUCCGAAUACACUACUACCUGGACCACCACCAAUGCAGAUGGCUCAGUUGAGACUGACUCUGGUGUUGUAUCAGUAUCUGGUACUUCGUCAACUACCAUUACUACAUUCCCACACCUGCAAGAUGCUGGCGCUUCCGAAUACAAUACUACCUGGACCACCACCAAUGCAGAUGGCUCAGUUGAGACUGACUCUGGUGUUGUAUCAGUAUCUGGUACUUCGUCAACUACCAUCACUACAUUCCCACACCUGCAAGAUGCUGGCGCUUCCGAAUACAAUACUACCUGGACCACCACCAAUGCAGAUGGCUCAGUUGAGACUGACUCUGGUGUUGUAUCAGUUUCUGGUACUUCGUCAACUACCAUCACUACAUUCCCACACCUGCAAGAUCCAGAAGCAUCCGAGUACACUACUACUUGGACCACCACUAAUGCAGAUGGCUCCGUCGAGACUGACUCUGGUAUUGUAUCAGUAUCUGGUACCUCGUCAACUACCAUCACUACAUUCCCAGCAUCUGCAACUGGCCCUAUUGUUUGUAAACGUGAUGACCCUGAUUGUAACUCUGGAGAGGGAAUCUACACUACCACCUGGACCACCACUAAUGCAGAUGGCUCGGUCGAGACUGACUCUGGUAUUGUCUCUGUUUCCGGUACAUCAUCCACCACAUUGACUACAUUCCCACACCUGCAAGAUGCUGGCGCUUCCGAGUACACCACCACUUGGACCACCACUAAUGCAGAUGGCUCGGUUGAGACUGACUCUGGUAUUGUCUCUGUUUCCGGUACAUCAUCCACCACAUUGACUACAUUCCCACACCUGCAAGAUGCUGGCGCUUCCGAGUACACCACCACUUGGACUACUACUAAUGCAGACGGCUCCGUCGAGACUGACUCUGGUAUUGUCUCUGUUUCCGGUACUUCAUCCACCACAUUGACUACAUUCCCACACCUGCAAGAUGCUGGCGCUUCCGAGUACACCACCACUUGGACUACUACUAAUGCAGAUGGGUCAGUCGAGACUGACUCUGGUAUUGUCUCUGUUUCCGGUACAUCAUCCACCACAUUGACUACAUUCCCACACCUGCAAGAUGCUGGCGCUUCCGAGUACACCACCACUUGGACUACUACUAAUGCAGACGGCUCCGUCGAGACUGACUCUGGUAUUGUCUCUGUUUCCGGUACUUCAUCCACCACAUUGACUACAUUCCCACACCUGCAAGAUGCUGGCGCUUCCGAAUACACUACUACUUGGACCACCACUAAUGCAGAUGGCUCGGUUGUGACUGACUCUGGUGUAGUAUCAGUUUCUGGUACUUCAUCCACCACAUUGACUACAUUCCCACACCUGCAAGAUGCUGAUGCUUCGGAGUACACUACCACUUGGACCACCACUAAUGCCGAUGGUUCAGUUGCCACUGCAUCCGGUGUGGUCACUUUAUCUGGCUCCUCCACUGUAUUGUUGCCAACUGUUUCUUUGGCAGUUCCAUCUUCAAGUAGUAUUAUAUCAACUACAACUUUUGAUAAUGCCCUUCCAACGUCCAAGACUGAGAAUGCUGGAACUGAGUCUGUUCCAUCUGUUGCAAUGAAUGGAAGCAACGGAGAUAGUGAAGUUAGCAACGCGGCAGGUUCUUCUACAAGUUCUGUCAUUGCAUUUGAAUCCGUUAACCCAGAAGCUUCUAAUUCGCCAAGUAGCACAAGUGCUGGUUCUGGCUUAGGUUCCAGUUCUGUGACUGUUGGUGCUACAACUUUGGAAACUCACGGAAUCUCCACCUCUGCUUUUGUUGCAGCUACGUCAUCGAAUUCAUCUCCUAUCUCCACUUCAACUGCAUCGGUUCAACUAUCUGAAAACUCGGCGGCUAGUUUUACUCCUAGCAAAUGGAUGGCUAUUCUCUUAGCCUGCAUUGGGGUAUUCACGUUUAUUUGA
Lodderomyces elongisporus is the source of this 7710-nucleotide messenger RNA. RefSeq lists its product as uncharacterized. The coding region runs from base 1 to 7710 and encodes 2569 amino acids. NCBI's taxonomy places the organism in Eukaryota, Fungi, Ascomycota, Pichiomycetes, Serinales, Debaryomycetaceae. The record is from RefSeq and is a predicted model, not a curated record. The transcript is spliced from 3 exons.